UGCAGAGAAAUUCCCAUGUCAGUAAUAUCUUUUGCAGGUGAUUUGCUAAUCCAGGUCACGAACCUGAUUGCUUAUAUAGAUAUACAGAACUAUAUAUAUCUGUGAACACGGUCGGGGGUUAAUUGCAAGGAUACCUACUCAGCAAAGUACUAACAGAAUCAGCACAGACCAGACACCUGUCUUCACCAUGAAGAUAAAAGGUGCCUUUGUGUUCCUUUCCCUGGCAUUUUGCUGCUUCAUUUUAGGAGUCACCACUCAAGGUGGGAGUCAGCCUGACUGCAGUAAAUACAAAACUCCAGAUGGAACCUGGAUAGGAGGCUGUCCAAGGAACUAUGAACCAGUCUGUGGAACAGAUGGCAUCACUUACAGCAAUGAAUGUUUGCUGUGUGAAAAAAUCUCGGAAACUGGAGUCCCCAUUGGCAUAAAGCACAAAGGAAAAUGUUAGCGCAAUGGAUUAAUAAUGGAUGAAUUGGUGUAAAGCACAAAUAGGAGGUGUUGGAAGACCUCUGAGCAAAGACAGUCUCAAAUCAUCCUGUGCACCAGGGGUUCCUAUUGGCUUCCCCGUGUCUCCUUAUGCUUGU
Molecule: messenger RNA, 581 nt
Organism: Mauremys reevesii (Reeves's turtle)
Lineage: Eukaryota; Metazoa; Chordata; Testudines; Geoemydidae
Product: serine protease inhibitor Kazal-type 1-like
Exons: 5
Coding region: 188-445 (85 amino acids)
Molecular function (GO): serine-type endopeptidase inhibitor activity; protein binding
Source: RefSeq, a predicted model, not a curated record